This is a messenger RNA of Haliotis rufescens (red abalone), 812 nucleotides long. RefSeq lists its product as uncharacterized. Lineage: Eukaryota; Metazoa; Mollusca; Gastropoda; Lepetellida; Haliotidae. The transcript is spliced from 3 exons. The record is from RefSeq and is a predicted model, not a curated record. The coding region runs from base 171 to 647 and encodes 158 amino acids.
UUGCCGUUUCAUAAGUUCGUCACUUAGUGCUAUUGCUACGAAAUGAUACUUUUAAAAAAUGCAACAUAAUGCUUCACCUUACAAAAAAAAAUAGAUAUAAAAAUACGACAGUGCCACACUGAAGCAUCAUUCACACAACCUUCUCUGUGCUUGAACAUCGGACAGCUAACAUGAAGAAUCUGACAUUGAUCUUGAUUAUUCUAGUGGUGAUAGCCGCUCUGGCCUACGCCCAUCACCACCACCGUCGUCAUCGUCAUCACCGUCAUCAUCACCACCAUCACCGUCAUCACAGACAUCACCGUCACCAUCGCCACCACCAUCAUCAUCAUCACCACCACCAUCAUCAUCGACAUCACCGUCACCGUCACCACAGCCACAGUCACAGCAGCAGCAGCAGCUCCAGCAGUCACGAGACCGUCAUCGUCCACCACCACCACUCCUCUCCGUCGUCCUCCUCUGGUUCAUCCGGCGGGUCCUCCGGCUGCUCCAGCUGUGGAGGCAGCUCCAAAUCCUCGUCCUCGUCCUCCGAGGACUACCCCAUCCCAAUCCCCGUCCCCUACAGUCACGGAGGCAGCAGUGGUAGCAGCAGUGGAGGAUCUUCUGAUGCUGCUCUCCUGCAGGCUCUCAUCAACGCUGGAAAGAAAUAAACUCUCUCAAUUCUUUUCACCUUUCGGUUGAGGGUUCGCUGUUAAUCGGGUGGAGCUGGUCUCACUGGAUCUGUUAGAUUCAUCGCUGCAAACCACAGAUAAUCAGAUUUUCUAUAAAAUACAGACUGCUCAUGUAUAAAAUGAUAAAUUAUGAAUUGUAAUAAA